AUAAAAUGUUUCGAUAUUCAUUUUCAUCAAUUUCAACGGAUAGAUCAACUAUUUAUGAUUAUGAUGAUGAUCAUAAACGAUUAUCAAAAUCAGUAGCAUUUGAAACUGGCGAUAUUUUGGUCACCUGUCGCCCUUUUAUACAUAUUAUUGCAGAUUCAUGGCGUGGUAAAAUCUGUGAUCUAUGUCUACGGCAGCCAAUUGGCUCGAAAAAUCUUUACAUAUGUCGUGAUUGUCAACAGAUUCAUUUCUGUCGAUCAUGUCAACAAUUACAAUCACCAAGUAUAUUUAAAAAUGUUCAUAAUCUUGAAUGUCCAUUGUUGGCGAAAUAUGGACAUAUUCUUUCCAGUUCAUCGCGAUUAUUUCUACGUCUUUAUCUUCGUCUCACAAAUCCUGAAUCAAUACAUUAUCAGCCGAUAUUUAAUCCCUUGACUCGUGAACCGAUUAAUUUUGAACAAUUAGAACUGGCAAUUAUUAUUGAACAUAAUGAACUUGCCGAUCGUAUAACAAUAUGUUGUGAAAAAUUUGCCAAUAAAUCAGAUGACAAUGAUGAACAAUCUACUGAUAUGACAACAGAAGAAUUUGCAUUAUUACAAUUCAUUGGAUUACUUGAUGAAUUACGUCUUUGUCGUGAUGAUGAUGAUGACGAUGAUGAUGGUGGUGAUAAUGAAAUUUUAUCCAUGAUUUCAGAUGAUGAUAAAAUAUAUGAAUUAUGGAAAAUAUUUGUUCGUCUUUGGUCAUAUACAUUACCAAUUUUUGAUGAAACAUUAACUGGACUGUUUUUGAAAGAUGCAAUUGCAUAUGGAUUAUAUCUUGAACCAAGCAUAUUAACAGCUGAUGGUGUACAUUCUUGUAUACCAAAUUGUUCAUUUAUACACUAUGGACCUGUCAUUCAAUUACGAGCAAUGAAAUCGAUUGAAAUUGGUGAACAAUUAUCCAUUAAUUAUGUUGAUAUUUCAUUAUCACGAAUGGAACGAUUGAAACAAUUACGAAAUUAUUAUAUUGGUGAUUGUAUCUGUAUACGAUGUAUGGAAGAACAAAAUGAUGGUAAUGAUAUGAUCGACAUAGAUCUAUUCCAUUCAUUACGAGAAGAAUUUAUUACACAAUUUCAAGAAGAAUUUAUUGAUUCUACACUGAAAAAUCAAAGUUUUUUAAAUUUUAGUACCACAUCCAAUAAUUUUGAUGAAAAUGAAAUGAUUAUGAAGGAAAAAUGUUUGAAAAUGUCUCAAUUAGCACGACAAUUGGAUGAACAAUAUCAACAGCUUUAUCUAUUUGAACAUCCGGAAAAAUCACGAUUUUUAUUCGCUUUUAUGGCUGUGGAAAUGAAUUUAUUAUUAUUUAAACUAGAAUUUCGUGAACAACUACAACAGCAACAAAAACAACAUGCCAAUAUGUUAAUCAAUACAAUGAAUGGUCAUGAAUCAAAUGGUGGUAGAUCACAGAAGAAUAGCCGUGAAAGUGGAAGCAUAACAACAUUAGAUACAAUCAUUAUUGAAAUUAAAUAUUGGUCCGAUCUAUUAAAACGUACAGUACGUUCAAUUCGUAUUACACAUGGUAUCGAUCAUCGAUUAUAUCGUGAAUAUCCUGUACCAAUAUUGAAUAUAUGGCAUAAAACAUUACCCAAAUCAUUAACAUUGGAACGAUUAUAUCAAGAUCCUGGUAUAUUGAUGUCUUGUUCAUUAUCACAUGAUUCAUCAUUCUCGAAAGAAUUUCUUAGUGAACAAUUUGAAUUUAUUAAAGGACAAUUUGCCAAACUUUUCAAUGAUAAACAACAACAACAACAGACCAACAUCAUACGACAAGAAAAAAGUGAAUCAAUCAAUAAAAAACGAUAUGAUCAUUAUAAAGUUUUAUUCCGAAUUCUUCUUGUCAUAUUUGCAUUAUUGUUUCCAUUUUUCAUCUAUUUUACCAUGUAUCUAGAGAAUUCGGAUUUUUAAAUCACUGACAAAUGAUACUUUAUUAAAAUGAAAUUAGAUCACACAAAUAAAUUAAAUAUAUCCACCAAAAUCACCAAUUACAAAAUGUGAAAACAAACAUUUAAAUAUGCAAAAGUCGAUUAUAAAUAAGAAUAAUGCACUGAAGCGAGAAAAUAAUGAAUUUUUGAAGCACCCAAUUACCUUGACCCUUUUCCCAAUUGCAAUGUAUUCAUGUUUGUUUGUUUGAUUGAUUAAAACAUCUGAUUAAAAAUGAAAAACUUA
Molecule: messenger RNA, 2195 nt
Organism: Dermatophagoides farinae (American house dust mite)
Lineage: Eukaryota; Metazoa; Arthropoda; Arachnida; Sarcoptiformes; Pyroglyphidae
Cellular component (GO): nucleus
Molecular function (GO): protein binding
Source: RefSeq, a predicted model, not a curated record